AAAAGUCAAAUCACAAUUUCUAGAUGGCAAUCAGGGUUGACUCUCCCCCUUCCACGAAAAACCCUAAUUCCCAAUAAACUCAUUUCCAUUUGAUCUCCAUCUUCAAUUAACGAAUCAAAAUCCAGUGCGAUGUCAUCGGAGAUCGAGGUCGUAGAGGAAUCCCGAGAUCUUAACAAUACUGCCGCUGACGGAACACCAAUCGAUGAAGAAAUCCUGCGAGACGAUGUUUACACUGCAGCUGCCUACGGUGAUCUGGAGAAGCUUCAGCGCUUGGUUGAGUCCGACGGUUGCUCUGUCUCUCAACCGGAUAGUUUAGGUUAUUACGCUUUGCAAUGGGCUGCCUUGAAUAAUCGAGCUGCUGCUGCUCAGUACAUCAUUCAGCAUGGUGGAGAUAUAAACGCAACAGAUCUUACUGGGCAAACAGCAUUGCACUGGAGUGCUGUUCGAGGAGCUGUUCAAGUUGCAGAUCUCUUGCUGCAAGAAGGCGCUCACAUUCAUGCUGCUGAUGUCUACGGGUAUCAGACAACACAUGUUGCUGCCCAAUAUGGUCAGACAGCCUUGCUUUAUCACAUCGUAACAAAAUGGAAUGCAGACCCUGAUGUACCCGACAAUGACGGAAGAAGCCCUUUGCAUUGGGCUGCAUAUAAAGGUUUUGCAGACUGCAUACGCCUUCUUCUAUUCUUGGAUGCAUAUAGAGGUCGCCAGGACAAAGAGGGCUGUACGCCUCUGCACUGGGCUGCGAUUAGAGGAAACUUAGAAGCAUGCACCGUACUCGUGCAAGCCGGAAAAAAAGAGGAUUUAAUGGCAACUGAUAACACCGGUCUCACACCGGCACAGCUCGCCUCUGAUAAGAAUCAUCGACAAGUUGCUUUUUUUCUUGGCAAUGCUAGGAGGGUUUUAGAUAAACGCUGGGACGGAAACAGUAUACUGGGGCGGUUUUCAAAACUAGGCCUGGCACCUGCACUUGUGUGUAUAAUAUUUGUGCUACUUAUGACCUAUAUUAAUUCAGUAAUUAUGGCUUCAAAUUUGCCAAAGAUGACAGCCGGCUCUGCGUUGUUUGCGUGGAUUGGUGCAUUAUUGGCAAGCUCGGGAUUGGUACUAUUCUACCGGUGUAGCUGCAAAGAUCCAGGUUAUGUCAAAACCAACAGCCAUGAUUCACAAAAUAUGAAAGAUGAUGAGCCUUUACUGAAGAUUGAGAUAAACGAUCCUGCUUUGCUAGCAGGUAAUUGGUCACAACUUUGUGCAACCUGUAAGAUUGUUCGACCUAUACGCUCAAAGCAUUGUUCCACUUGCGAUCGAUGUGUUGAACAAUUUGACCAUCAUUGCCCAUGGGUGUCUAAUUGUAUCGGCAAGAGGAAUAAAAGAGAUUUCUUGGGCUUCCUUAUUAUUGAAGUAUUUGCCAUGCUGAUAACCGGCAUAGUUGCACUUACAAGAAUAUUGACCGACCCAUCCGCUCCAUCUUCUUUCGGGGCAUGGUUGAACCAUGCGGGUAACCAACACACCGGAGCGUUAUUAUUUUUAAUUUCAGAUGGUUUUCUCUUCACGGGUGUGGCCGCCUUAACUUCUAUGCAGAUUUCUCAGGUUGGUCGUAAUAUAACCACAAACGAAAUGGCAAACGUAUCACGAUAUAGCUAUCUAAGAGGACCAGGAGGUCGGUUUAGAAACCCAUAUGACCAUGGGUGCAAGAAAAACUGUUCAGAUUUGUUUGUAAACGGUUACAAUGAAGACAUAGAGUUGAUUGAAGACGCAGCUCAAUCAAGUGAGAUAGGUAUGAUGCCUAUGAACAGGAAUUUGAACCAGCUUCAAAACGGGCCGAACGGAAACGACACACACGCUAUUGAUGUGAACAAUAAUAAUAUCUCAAAAACACACAACAAUCAUGUUCAUUCUUCGAGUUGUAGCCAUGGCCAUGGGAAUCAAGGCAAGAAUAAAACAGAGUCUGCGCCGUUCGGGUUGGGUCUAGGUUUAGGCCGAAAUUCACGGUCUGUGGCUACUUCAUGAUUUAUAUUGCUCUGAGCUUUAAUAUGCUUUGAAGACAUUAUAUGUUGUAUCAUUUUUUUAAUGUUUAUAAAAUACAAUCCAGGUUUUGUAGCUUGAACUAAUCAUAUUGAUUGUUGGCUCCUAUUUUCAUGAACUUUUUUUAGCUAUCUGUAAUUUGUACAGACAAGAAUGCCAUUUCUUUUUUGUUAA
Messenger RNA from Helianthus annuus (common sunflower), 2190 nucleotides. Its product is annotated as protein S-acyltransferase 24. NCBI's taxonomy places the organism in Eukaryota, Viridiplantae, Streptophyta, Magnoliopsida, Asterales, Asteraceae. Gene Ontology annotation, biological process: protein palmitoylation. Gene Ontology annotation, molecular function: palmitoyltransferase activity; protein binding. The coding region runs from base 130 to 2001 and encodes 623 amino acids. Gene Ontology annotation, cellular component: Golgi membrane. The transcript has 13 exons. The record is from RefSeq and is a predicted model, not a curated record.